Porites evermanni is the source of this 340-nucleotide messenger RNA. The record is from the annotation of a GenBank genome assembly. NCBI's taxonomy places the organism in Eukaryota, Metazoa, Cnidaria, Anthozoa, Scleractinia, Poritidae.
AUGGUCGUGAAGUCCUUCUUGCUUUUAGCGAAGACGCUGCAAUUGUUUAGAAGGACGCCACAGACAGAAACACCGAUAGUGAAGCAAUGGAGAUUGCAAAAGCAGCCAAUUUUGCACACUGGGACUCCCUGGACAUUUCAAAUUAACUGCCAAGAAGCCUCUAUCCCUCAGUCUUUAAGAAGUUUAAUUGAGAUAAUUCUGGGCCGAUGGAGCUAGUAUUGAGGCUUAGUCAAGCAAUAUCAUACAAAAUCAAGCUGCUCUUACUGUAUCACAGCUUAUAAGAUUUAACUCAGUGGUUCGAUGUUGUAAAGAUUCAUCUGGAGAAUCUACUCCAACAUAA